Molecule: messenger RNA, 976 nt
Organism: Tupaia belangeri chinensis (Chinese tree shrew)
Lineage: Eukaryota; Metazoa; Chordata; Mammalia; Scandentia; Tupaiidae
Product: olfactory receptor 52B4
Exons: 1
Coding region: 7-951 (314 amino acids)
Biological process (GO): G protein-coupled receptor signaling pathway
Cellular component (GO): plasma membrane
Molecular function (GO): G protein-coupled receptor activity; olfactory receptor activity
Source: RefSeq, a predicted model, not a curated record
CUGGGCAUGGCAACCUUCAACUACACUGGUACCAGCCACUCACUCUUUAUUCUGCUGGGCAUCCCUGGCCUGGAAGACCAGCACACAUGGAUCUCUCUUCCCUUCUUUGUUUCCUACCUUGUUGCCUUCCUUGGAAAUAGUCUCCUCAUCUUUGUCAUCAUCACUGAACGCAGCCUCCAUGAACCCAUGUACCUCUUUGUCUGCAUGCUGGCUAUGGCUGACCUCAUCCUGUCCACUACCACUGUGCCCAAGGCUCUGGCCAUAUUCUGGUUUCAUGCUGGAGCAAUCUCCCUUGAUGGCUGCGUCACCCAGAUCUUCUUCAUCCAUGCCACUUUCAUCGCUGAGUCAGGAAUUCUGUUGGCAAUGGCAUUUGACCGCUAUGUGGCCAUCUGUAAUCCUCUGCACUAUAGCACAGUUCUCAGUCAUGCAGUAAUCCUAAGGAUAGGCGUGGCUGUGGUCCUGAGGAGCUUCUGUGUGAUACUCCCUGAUGUGUUUCUGGUGAAGCGACUACCUUUUUGCCAUAGCAAUCUGCUGCCACACACCUUCUGUGAGCACAUGGCUGUGGCCAAGUUUGCUUGUGCUGAUGUUCGUGUCAAUGUUUGGUAUGGGUUAUCUGUUCUUCUCUCUACAGUAGUGCUCGAUGCCUUGUUCAUUUUAGUUUCCUACAGCCUCAUUCUCUAUGCAGUCUUCCACCUCCGCUCCCGAGGAGCUCGACAAAAGGCUUUGGGUACAUGUGGCUCCCACCUUGGGGUCAUUUCCAUGUUCUACUUGCCUGGCAUUUUUACCAUAAUUACCCAGAGAUUUGGGCAUCAUGUGCCUCUCCAUACUCACAUUUUACUGGCCAAUGUCUGCAUUUUGGCCCCUCCCAUGUUGAAUCCUAUUAUUUAUGGAAUUAAGACCAAGCAGAUUCGAGAGCGAGUGCUCAGUGCUUUGUCUUCACAGUGGAAAUAAUGAUGAGUCUGACCAGUCAGGUGGU